Molecule: messenger RNA, 2954 nt
Organism: Saccostrea cuccullata (small rock oyster)
Lineage: Eukaryota; Metazoa; Mollusca; Bivalvia; Ostreida; Ostreidae
Product: dihydropyrimidine dehydrogenase [NADP(+)]-like
Exons: 13
Coding region: 28-2007 (659 amino acids)
Biological process (GO): thymine catabolic process; uracil catabolic process
Cellular component (GO): cytosol; cytoplasm
Molecular function (GO): uracil binding; NADP binding; dihydropyrimidine dehydrogenase (NADP+) activity
Source: RefSeq, a predicted model, not a curated record
AACUCAGUUAUUUGACUUUUUCCAUAGAUGGAGUUGGCAAAAGAAGAGAAAUGUGAGUUCCUGCCCUUCCUGGCCCCCAGAAAAGUGACGACAAAGAAUGGAGUGAUUACGGGGAUGGAGUUUGUCAGAACAGAGAUGGAUGAUGAAGGGAACUGGGUGGAAGAUGAGGAAGAGAUCAUCUGCAUCAAGGCUAAUUACAUCAUCUCAGCAUUUGGCUCAGGACUGACGGAAACAGAUGUUAUUGAGGCCAUGAGUCCAGUCAAGAUGAACAGAUGGGGAUUACCAGAGGUGGAUUCCAAGACAAUGCAGACCAGUGAACCCUGGGUAUUCUGUGGAGGGGAUCUAGCAGGGGUGGCCCAGACAACAGUGGAGUCUGUCAAUGACGGAAAACAAGCAUCCUGGUACAUCCACAAAUAUCUGCAGGCUUUACAUGGAAUUCCAAUUCCGUCCACACCAUCCCUGCCCAAGUUCUUCACCCCCAUUGAUAAGGUGGACGUGAGUGUAGAAAUGUGUGGGUUGAAGUUCCCCAAUCCUUUUGGUCUGGCCAGUGCCACGCCCACCACCAGUAGUACCAUGAUCAGGCGGGCAUUCGAGGCUGGAUGGGGAUUCGCACUGACCAAAACAUUUUCUCUUGACAAGGAUAUUGUGACAAAUGUUUCCCCAAGAAUUGUGAGGGGGACCACCUCAGGUCAUAUCUAUGGUCCAGGACAGGGCGCCUACCUCAACAUAGAACUGAUCAGUGAGAAGACAGCAGCCUACUGGUGUCAGAGCAUUACAGAACUCAAAAGAGACUUCCCUCAACAUAUUGUGAUAGGCAGUAUCAUGUGUAGUUAUAACAAAGAGGACUGGACUGAGCUAGCCAAGAUGGCCGAGAAAGCUGGUUCUGAUGCACUGGAGUUGAAUCUGUCUUGUCCCCAUGGAAUGGGAGAAAGAGGAAUGGGACUGGCUUGUGGACAGGAUCCUGAGUUAGUUAGAAACAUCUGUCGCUGGGUGAGAGAGGCCGUCAAAAUCCCAUUCUUUGCUAAACUGACCCCAAACGUGACCAGUGUUGUCUCCAUUGCCAAAGCAGCAAAAGAAGGUAAUGCUGAUGGGGUGACUGCUACAAACACUGUGUCAGGUCUGAUGGGCCUCAAAAGUAAUGGUUUAGCUUGGCCCAAUGUUGGUAAGGAACACCGUACAACCUAUGGGGGCGUGUCUGGUAAUGCUAUCAGACCUAUUGCUCUCAGGGCUGUAACAGCCAUCGCCAGGGAACUCCCAGGAUUCCCUAUUCUGGCCACCGGGGGAAUUGAUUCAGCAGAGGCAGGGUUACAGUUCUUACAAGGAGGAGCCACUGUUUUACAGGUGUGCAGUGCCAUUCACAACCAGGAGUACACCAUUAUUGAGGAUUACAUCAUAGGAUUAAAGACCCUCCUCUACCUCAGGAGUAUUGAGGAACUUCAUAACUGGGAUGGACAGAGUCCCCCUACUGAACCCCAUCAACUGGGAAAACCUGUACUGAAGGUCAAAGAUAUCAUUGGAGAGAGUCUGCCAUCGUUUGGACCAUAUUUGGCCAAGAGAGAGGCACUGAAAGAUGAGAUUUGCCAGAAGAAAGAUCUGCUGAGUGAAGAGAAUAUGCCAGAAGCCCAGAGACCUCCUAAUGCUCCAAAGAAACCUAUACCCAGUGUUAAGGAUGUGAUUGGUCUGGCUUUGUCCAGGAUUGGAACUUAUGGGGACCUGAACAACAAGGAACAAGUGGUGGCCUUAAUUGAUGAGGAGAUGUGCAUUAACUGUGGAAAGUGUUAUAUGACUUGUAAUGACUCUGGAUACCAGGCUAUCAAGUUUGAUCCUCAGACCCAUCUUCCUACAGUCACGGAUGAUUGCACAGGCUGCACUCUGUGUCUGUCUGUGUGUCCAAUUAUUGACUGCAUCACCAUGGUACCCAGGACAACCCCUUACAUACCAAAGCGAGGCAUACCCCUGAACACAGGGAAAAACCUAAUGCCAGGGGUCACCUUGGAGACCAAUUGAACAAACCUAUUUCAAGGAAAAUUUGAAGAGUUUGUCUCACAUUUAUAUAAGAUGCGCUAGUUGAUAAAGGAUUUAAAAUUGUGGUUAAGUCUAGUCUAUAAUUAACUUUCUAAUCAGUAAGUGAAUCUAGGUUGUCUAAGAUUUUGUCAUUAAUUAAAAAAUUAUGUAGACAUUUGUAUGUGUAGUUAAAGACAAAAUCAUGUUCUUGAAACUUCAUUACUCAACAGAAAGCUGUAUAUUUUAUUUAUUUUUUUUUGGGGGGGGGGUGUCAAAAUUAUGAACUAAAUCCCAAUAUGUAUUUUUUCUCAAAGUCCUUAAAGGUCUUUUUAUAAGUGUUUAGAGAUUCCGUAACAGUUAAGUAAACAUCAUAUUAUGACAAAGACAAUUUUUUUUCCUUGCGAGUACAGUAUUUGCUGUAUUGCACUUUUUAGUAUAAAAUAACUCAAUAUUAAAUUUAUACAGUGUAUGUAUCUUUCUCUCAGAAUAUGGCUGGUGUCAUAGGUGCUAUAUAUUUCUUAUUAUUAUAUUGUAAUUCUAUCUCCUUGUUUUUAUUAAGUACAUGAAUGUUUGUGAAGUAUUAUACAAUAGAUUGCAGGCUUAUCAAUUCUGCAGACUUCUUGAAAUACGCAAUCCCAAAAAAAUCUUAUUUAUACAAAAUGUCAACAUUUUGUUUUGUCACAUUAACUUUAAAUUUGUGUUUGAAAUCCAUUUUAUAUAAAUUUUGUAUUGUUUAUUUAAUACAAUUUAGUAUUGAAUUUGCAUAGAGGGAAAUAUCUUUUUUGUAUGUUGUAGUAUAUGCACAUAUAACUACAUUUUCAAGUUAAUUAGAGUCUAUUUACAUAGGAAAAGGGUACAUGUAUUACUCAGGCCAGGACAAAUGUACAAAUUUGCAUGUUCUGAUUGUUAACCAUAUCUAGUCGUUGAAUAAAAUAAAAUUUUGCAUGCAA